AUGUCGCUAUUGCUAGAAGCAGCAAAGGAGGGCCAAGAUGAUGAAGUGAGAACGUUGAUGGCAACUGGUGCCCCUUUCACCACAGACUGGCUCGGAACAUCACCCCUGCACUUUGCAGCCCAGUAUGGCCAUUACUCCACGGCGGAGGUGCUCCUGCGGGCUGACAUCAGCAGGGACGCCCGGACCAAAGUGGACAGGACCCCUUUGCACAUGGCCGCCGCCGACACACACAUUGUGGAGCUGCUAGUCAGGAACGGCACGGAUGUGAAUGCCAAGGACAUGCUGAAGAUGACAGCUUUGCACUGGGCCACAGAACGCCUCCAUCAAGAUGUUGUCAGGCUGCUUCUCCAAUACGGAGCCAAUGUGCAUGCUUCCAGCAAGUUCGAUAAAUCUGCCUUUGACAUAGCCCUGGAGAAGAACGACGCUGAUAUUCUGGAUCUGCAGGAGGCAAUGCGGAGUUAGGUCAACACUCACCCGGAGAGGGAGAGAGCCAGCCCCAGGACUGUGGCUGCCCCGUUCCUCUUCACCUCAGGAGAAGUGGUCAGCUUGGCUGACAUUGUUCCCUCAGCCAGGGCCAAGAUCGCUGCAGUGAAUACCGAGGAAAUCCCAGAUGGAAAUUUUGUCGACUCCUCAGUCCAGCAUCCGGUGGGAAGUAGCAGCCAAAGGUUCAUCUCCAUAGUCACCAAUGGGGUCCCCCUGGGUAACAUUCAGACCGCAAUCCCCGCUGAAGGCAUCAGCCAGCCCUUUCUGGUCACUAUGCAGAACGGACAGCAAGUUCUCACAGUACCUUCUGGUGUGGUUGCAGAGGAGACUAUAGUUGAAAAAGAGGAAGAAGUAAUGGAGAGUUGGCCACUGACUAAGAAACUGAGGCUCAAAGAGAUGACGAACAGAGGGGAGACUGGCACUGAGAACGAAUCAUUCCAGCGACAGCUCCAGGAGGCCAACAGGAGAGCCCAAGAGUACCGAUACCAGCUCCUGAGGAAAGAGGAGGCAGAACAGUAUCGGCUCCAGCUGGAGGCCAUGGCUCACCAGCAGCCCAAGGGGGUCGACUUCACUGUGGUCGGAGAGAUGUCAGAGGUCACCUCCAUGGUCGUCACAGAGCAGGAAGGAAGCAAGAGAAAUGAGGGAAUGACAGUGGCCAGGACAAGAGGGACCACGGAACCGCACCCUGGAAUUUCCAUGGAGACAGUCUCCUCUUAA
Molecule: messenger RNA, 1200 nt
Organism: Suncus etruscus (white-toothed pygmy shrew)
Lineage: Eukaryota; Metazoa; Chordata; Mammalia; Eulipotyphla; Soricidae
Product: GA-binding protein subunit beta-2-like
Biological process (GO): positive regulation of transcription by RNA polymerase II
Cellular component (GO): nucleus
Molecular function (GO): protein binding; transcription cis-regulatory region binding
Source: RefSeq, a predicted model, not a curated record